GUCCAUGGUCCGUAGUACAUCUUCGUAAAUUGAUAGGCAGUAGUUGAUAUUAAAUUCUUUACUUUAUUACUAGAAAUCAAAUCCAUUACUUAAAGUAUUUGCAUAUUUUUACUUAAACGUUUUUCUAAAUAAUUUGUAAGUAUGGCUAUCAGAACAUGCUGUAUAAUAGGUUGUCAAAAUACGAACAAAAAUACCAGUAAUAUUACUUUUUACUCAUUCCCGGGAAGACCUCAGGAUAAGGAAUUAAAACAAAAAUGGAUAGAAGCCGUAAAUCGUUUAGAGUAUGUAAUUUUAUCAAUAAAUCAGUCUAAUAUAUAAUAUAUAAUAUUUAUAUAUAUAUUAUUAAUUUACAGUGAAUUUGGCAAUUUAUGGCAACCUAAAUCGAGAAGCUAUAUUUGCAGUGCUCACUUUGUCAAUAACCAACGAUCAAGGCUCCCUUUGAGCCCUUCUUACAUUCCAUCAAUUUUUCCAAUAAUUUACAAUAAAACAACAUCAACAUACAAUGGUUCUGGAAGAAAUAGGUUGGUUAGAGACUUUAGUUCGCAAGUUAAUUUCAAUCUGACCAAAGUAUUGACAUUUGGAUGCACAGUUUGUGGUAACAAUGUUUUUACUCAUGUCAAUGUACCUUUAAAUAAUUUGGUUAGUAAAACUUCAACAAAUUUUCAGGUUUCUGUAGCAAAUUUUCCUUUUUUACCAAACUCAAAUUUGUUUCAAUCUUUUUCAACCAAUAGACAAUUAAAAGACUUUACUGGUGUAUCAUUUGGAACUUUCUACAUGUUACUUUCAUUUUUACCAGAGUCUUUAGUAUGUACUUCUAUAAAUAAAGAAAACAGCCUUUUGUUAUUUUUAAUGAAAUUCAAAAUAGGAUUCAAUUAUUCUGCUUUAGGUGUAUUAUUUAAAAUAAACCACCAAACUGCCGCCAACAUUUUUUGUCAGUAUUUAACUUUACUAGUUGAUAAGACAAAACAUAUAAUUACUUGGCCAUCUACAGAUACUGUUUUAGCUACUUUGCCCAAAUGUUUUAAAAAAAAUUAUACUAAUUGUCGAUGUAUUGUUAAUAUUUUUGAGUUAGAAAUGGAAGAGCCUAUAUCAAUCGAGCAAAGAGUGUACACUUAUUUAAGCUGCAAAAAUUACUAUGCUUCCAAGGUAUUAAUAGCGGUGACACCAAGUGAAAUGGUUUGUUAUUUGUCUGAAUGCUUUGGUGGUACCGCAUCUGAUUCAUUGAUUAUAAAUAAAAGUGGUUUAUUCAAUUUAUUAGCACCUGGGGAUUUUGUAAUUGCAAAUAAAGAUUUACUAGGAAUAGAAUCCGAAUAUGGAAAUAUAAAGAGUUUUUCAGUUAGUGAUUCUAAUUUACAUAAUGGAAGACUUCUAAUUAAUGAGGUACUUGAAGCGAAUUCAGUGGAAAGUGUUAAAAGACAUAUUAAAGGGAUCUUUGCUAAAUUAAAAGCAUAUAAUAUUCUAUUAAAAAUACCCACUGAUUUGAUACCGUUUAUUAAUGAUAUUGUACGUAUUUGCUGUGUACUAUAUAAUCUUGAAAUUCCAAUUAUAAUUGAUUAA
This is a messenger RNA of Cinara cedri, 1557 nucleotides long. The record is from the annotation of a GenBank genome assembly. Lineage: Eukaryota; Metazoa; Arthropoda; Insecta; Hemiptera; Aphididae.